Molecule: messenger RNA, 968 nt
Organism: Neltuma alba
Lineage: Eukaryota; Viridiplantae; Streptophyta; Magnoliopsida; Fabales; Fabaceae
Product: cycloeucalenol cycloisomerase-like
Exons: 8
Coding region: 1-873 (290 amino acids)
Molecular function (GO): cycloeucalenol cycloisomerase activity
Source: RefSeq, a predicted model, not a curated record
AUGGCUUCCCCAAAAGCAGCUUUUGCUUCGCCCACCCUGUGGCUUGCUCCUGAUCCCAGUAAACGAUGGGGCGAGCUGUUUUUCCUUUUCUACACUCCCUUCUGGCUUACUCUUCUCCUCGGAAUCGUCGUUCCCUUCAAUCUAUACGAGCGCUUCACAGAGUUGGAGUAUUUGCUUGUUGGGUUGGUUUCAGCAGUUCCUUCUUUCUUGAUACCUAUGCUGUUUGUUGGAAAGGCUGAUAAAAGCUUGUCUUGGAAGGACCGUUAUUGGGUCAAGGCCAAUCUCUGGAUAAUAAUCUUCAGUUAUGUUGGAAAUUACUUUUGCACCCAUUAUUUCUUUUCAGUUCUGGGUGCAUCUUAUACCUUCCCAUCAUGGAAAAUGAACAACGUACCUCACGCAACUUUCCUGCUCACUCAUGUUUGCUUCUUAUUUUAUCACGUUGCAUCAAACAUGACACUGCGCAGAUUAAGGAAUUUCACUGCUGAUUUGCCUGAAAAACUUAGAUGGGCUGCCGAGGCUGCUUGGAUCCUUGCUCUGUCAUAUUUUAUAGCCUACCUGGAGACAUUAGCUAUUUCCGACUUCCCCUACUAUCAGUUUGUGGAUCGCGAUGCUAUGUACAAAAUUGGAUCUUUGUUUUAUGCCCUCUACUUUCUUGUAAGCUUCCCCAUGUUCAUCAGGAUUGAUGAGAAAUCUGGAAACAAAUGGGACUUAACCAGAGUGGCUGUUGAUGCUUUGGGUGCCGCCAUGCUUGUUACGAUAAUACUUGAUUUGUGGCGCAUCUCUCUGGGACCUAUUGUUCCAAUCUCUGGUUCAAAGCAGUGCCCUCCGUCAGGAUUGCCAUGGUUUCAUCUGGAUGGAAAUAUUGAAGCAUGAGGAUGAUUUGAACAGAACCCUUCAUGUAAUUAUGGUUCCAGAAUGCAAAACCAGUAUGUGCAGAAAGAACCAGAUUGGACUUGUUUCGUAGCAGU